GUUAGUCGCGCACGCCGGAAGUGGCCCGUAGGCCGGUCUGAGGCGGCGCCUGCAGUGUGCAUCGUCCCUUGGGCAGGCGGCGACAUGGAGCCCGGGGCAGCCGAGCUGUAUGACCAGGCCUUGCUGGGCAUCCUGCAGCACGUGGGCAAUGUCCAGGACUUCCUGCGCGUGCUCUUCGGCUUCCUCUACCGCAAGACUGAUUUCUAUCGCCUGCUGCGCCACCCAUCGGACCGCAUGGGCUUCCCGCCCGGGGCCGCACAGGCCCUAGUGCUGCAGGUAUUCAAAACCUUUGACCACAUGGCCCGUCAAGAUGAUGAGAAGAGGAAGAAGGAACUUGAAGAGAAAAUCAGAAGAAAGGAAGAAGAGGCCAAGGCUGUGGCCGCUGCAGCCGAGAAGGAGCUGGUUCCAGUACCAGUCCAGGAAAUAGAGAUUGACCCUACCACAGAAUUGGGUGGAUCUCUGGAAGAGAAAGUGCAGCCUCCAGGCACACAGGACACUGUGCAGGAGGUUGCCCAUGGCUCAGAGAAGGCAGAGGCUCCAGGAGCAGUGGCUGAUGCUCCUGAAGUCCCUAGGGAACCACAAGCUCUUCCCAGGAUUCAGGAGCAGUUCCAGAAAAACCCUGACAGUUACAAUGGUGCUGUCCGUGAGAACUAUACCUGGUCACAGGACUACACCGACCUGGAGGUCAGGGUGCCAGUGCCCAAGCACGUGGUGAAGGGGAAGCAGGUCUCGGUGGCCCUUAGCAGUGGCUCCAUCCGUGUGGCUGUGCUGGAGGAAAAUGGGGAGCGCAUCCUCAUGGAAGGGAAGCUCACCCACAAGAUCAACACUGAGAGUUCUCUCUGGAGCCUUGAGCCGGGGAAGUGUGUUUUGGUGAACCUGAGCAAGGUGGGCGAGUAUUGGUGGAAUGCUAUCCUGGAGGGAGAGGAACCCAUCGACAUUGACAAGAUCAACAAGGAGCGCUCCAUGGCCACUGUGGAUGAGGAGGAGCAGGCGGUGCUGGACAGGCUCACCUUCGACUAUCACCAGAAGCUGCAGGGCAAGCCGCAGAGCCACGAGCUGAAAGUCCAUGAGAUGCUGAAGAAGGGGUGGGAUGCUGAAGGCUCUCCCUUCCGAGGCCAGCGAUUCGACCCGGCCAUGUUCAACAUCUCCCCCGGGGCUGUGCAGUUUUAAUGACCAGAAGGAAAGGAAACCCCUUGCCAUCAGGGAGGCAGAGGCUUUGUCCUCAGCUGCCCUUCUCAGCUCCCUGCAUUCCAGGGACUUGCUCGUCUUGUUCACCCCUAGCCAUCCUUUCUAUGAAGGAUGAACCAGGCCUUCCACCCUGACUUUGCAUCUCCAGACUGUUCCAGAGAAGGUGUGGGGCCAGCUGCUGGAUGUUGGCCACCGUGGCCGACACUGAGUGAAGGUGUUUGAAAUGCGGGAGGGACAUCCCAGCAAACUGGGAUCACGUGCUUUUGUCUCCACAGCAACCAGCCACUGCAGGCAGCAUUUGUUUCCUUCCCUGCUCUUUGCUUGCUGUUGUUUUGAUGCUGUUGUGCUUGCUUUGCUUUUGGUUGGGGCCAUGGAGUUGUUGCUGGGCUCUCGGGUGAAGCUGAAGUUGCUGAAGUGUGUGGAGCUUGGAGCUUGCAUGAGGGCAAGCGUGGAAUGCUGUGCAACUGUUUCUGGGGCUGCUUUGGGAAACUCCUUGCCCCUUGACCUCUGUCGGGUAUGUUCAUGUGCUGUCAUGCUCAUCCCUUUGUAAAUGUGCCCUGCCUGCCUCAGCCUCAUGGGCAGAGCAGUGGAAACUGGAGUCCUGUUUGCAUGUUUUAGAUGUUGGGAGGUUCUGGCCUCAGGCCCAGGUGCAGUGGGGCUUCUGUCUGUUGUCUGACUGUGGCUGCCUUGCUUUGGUUCUUGCUGAAGUGAACCAAGCCCAGCCACCACUGCAUGGCAUGUUCUGCUUGGCUCCCUGUGAGACCUCCACGUUGGGUACACUGUGUCAAAAUGUGGGCAGGAGUGGAGAGCCAGCGCCCUCAGGAGGAGGCCACAGCAUGUCCAGCGGCCCAUCAGCAGAGCACAUCAGCCACAGGUCCUAAGCAGCCUUGACCUCGAGGGGCCUCUGCAAGCAGGAAUUUCUGCACUGGGCCUGAAGGCACAUUGUCUCACCACGACUGAGCCAGAGAAAGUGAAGACUACCAUGUCCCCAUCCUCUGUGCCAGGUGCCGAACCGCGCUUCCUGGAGCUCAUGGCCCCGUCCUACCAGUUCUCCAGGGACUGGCCACCACCUCAGGACCCCUGAGCUUAUGCCCUGAGCCAUAGCUACUGACUGACUCCAGCCAAGGUGUGAAGACCCAAUCGUGGGGUGUGGGGCAGGGCCUCGGCCUGUGCCCCAAGUACUCACAGUGGCACUCCGUGUGCCCAUCACCAGGAAUGUGGUGCUGCCACUACCCAGUGCUGUCCACUUGGCCAUCAGCUCAGUGCAUGGAUAAGUCAUCCUGCAGGUCUCCGCACCCUGGUGCCAUGUGCAGCCAGCAAGAAUGAAGGCCUGCAGAUGCUAAGGAAGCCUCCUGUCAUGGGGAAAGGACGCUGUCCCCUGCAAGCUCUCUCUGAGAAUACUUGGGGGAAAGGGGCUAUCUAGGAGAGUAAGUUGGUGGUUGGUUCUUCCAGAGGCUUCCACCUUUGACUGCAUUGAAGGGAGCUGGUUUAUUGUCAUUUGGGGGUGGAUUUCUGCUUUACAGUGGUGGCUGACAGUCCUUGUAAGACAGCAUCCCUGGGAAGUAUUCUGUGGGUCUGUCAAGCUAGAGCAGAGGGCCCCAAAUACCCACCUUGGAAUCAGAGCCCUGUUGUCUGAUAUCUGUCACUGAACUGGUGAGGCCCCUCUGAAGAGGUCUCCACCCUGGGGAGCAGAACUCUGUCACUAUGAAGGGUCCUGAGAAAGCCUUUGUCAUUUUUUCCUGGAGUUCCCCAUCAAAGGUCCUAGGAUUUGCACACCACUGCCUCACAAGAGCUUCCCUACCUAAUGAAAGGAGGUCUCUCAGGGGUUGUGCGUAUGUCUCCUGUCUUCUCUUGUCCCCAAGUUAGCCCCACCCUAUGGGCAGUCUUCCAGAAGGAGUAAGGGAGGUGGGGAUGCCCUACACCUUGUGAUUGGGAGACUUUGAGAGUUGUUCACUUCUGUGGUGAGUGUCUUCUUUUUGCCUGAUUUUGUUUUCUGUGGUGCAUUUCUCCCCACUCCCUGCCCUGCUUUAAUAAAUGAUAAACCAGCGUCUAGGAAGAGCAGCUGAGGGCCAGUGUUGGGUAUUGGCCCUGUGGCAGGAGCAGCCACCCCGCAUCUGGUCCCUGUGCCCUGUGCGAUGCUUGGUGUGGUUGUAGAGCCUGUCCCUGCGCACCUCGCUGCCUGCCUGUUGGGUGAUUCUGUGCCCUGAGGCAGUGCCCUGGACCUGCCCAGCCUCCAGAACUGGCGCACUCUGCCUUUUUUCUCUUUUUAGACAUGACAACUGCAGUUUGGCCACUAAGUCCCACCAGCUGAGGUCCGAGGAAAGCGGGGUGACUCAUUCCCCUUGUCCAGGGGCCCAGGAGAGUGGGGUGUCCAGCCUGCAAAGCUGCUCCAGCUCUUCAGUGUUGUUUUGCAAUAAAUCUGUAUUU
This is a messenger RNA of Propithecus coquereli (Coquerel's sifaka), 3615 nucleotides long. RefSeq names its product NudC domain containing 3 (gene NUDCD3). Gene Ontology annotation, cellular component: cytoplasm. NCBI's taxonomy places the organism in Eukaryota, Metazoa, Chordata, Mammalia, Primates, Indriidae. Bases 85 to 1170 code for a protein of 361 amino acids. The transcript has 6 exons. The record is from RefSeq and is a predicted model, not a curated record. Gene Ontology annotation, biological process: protein folding.